Messenger RNA from Penicillium brasilianum, 3978 nucleotides. NCBI's taxonomy places the organism in Eukaryota, Fungi, Ascomycota, Eurotiomycetes, Eurotiales, Aspergillaceae. The record is from the annotation of a GenBank genome assembly.
CUCACUAAGUUGGUUAGGUUAGUUCACUGGCUACCGUGUGGGACUGCACCUGAUUACGUCUCCUAUCUGGAUUCACUCCCGCUUUUAUUUUUAGCGUACAUUCUCUAUCAGCUUGAGUCCUUACCCUUCCGUUCAUAUAGGCCCUGGCAAAUGCUCAAGCGACCAUUGAUUCGACUUCUGGAGACUACUUGCGGCUCUUGAAACUUCCAAUCAAACUCCACUGCCUCCUGCAAGCCCCACUGGCGUCUGGUAUGUGAGACUGGACCCUCAGUCAUUGCGGCGCUCCAAUACCAAGCCCGCCACCUUUUCAGAGCAAUCGCCAUGGAGCCUCACGUUCCUUGAGCGUCCACUACUCGUAUAUUUGCCCCCUACCCGGGUCUCGACCCCAACGGUCAACAUGCCUCCCUCGACCGUCUUCGCAUACUGGCGCAGAGAUCAUCGCCGCUCGAUCGCGCCACCAGUGUCCUUGUCCGCACCGAAUUCAGGACCUAAGAGUACGACGAACAGCCCGAUCAGUCCUCCUCAGCUUCCCGAGAUCCCUGAUACCCCGACCCUCACCUCCUCAUUUGGCGAGUCACGGACACUCGAUGCACCCCCGUGGAGCGAUUCACCGGCUGAGAAUGACGCGUUGAAGCUCCACGUCAACAGCUCCGUCGCUCCGUUAUCUUCCUCUGCCAGCUUGGCUGUCCCGUCCCCGUUGACCGAGAGAGAUAACCGCCCGCAUUCGAGUCCUGGAGAGCACGAGCCGGAGGCUGGCCUUACACCACAUGCGAACAUAUCGCAAUAUUCAGCGCCCGGUUUCCGGCCUGAACAGGAUGAUGGAGAGUCAAAUAUCAAGCCGAGUUCACCAUUUCGAUUAUCAUUUGGCAAGGGAUUGCGGAACCUGCAGGCGCCAACAGCUGAGCCCCAGAGACGUCCACCUAGCACUGGGCCCGGGCCGAGUCAAUUUCGAUUAAAGACCUCGCCCGAUGAUUCACCAGCCGAGAAGACGUUUAUACCGGGUAGAGAGUUACGGACGGAAGCGCCGAGCACCAGGCGAGUGAUGGAACGUGAUGUAUCAUCCGAGAAUACCCAUCACAAGUCGGGCAAGGCGAUGCUCCAUCUCUUGAACCCAAUGUCACUUCUCGCUCGCAGGCGGUCCUCACAGAUAGGUAGCUCACGUGUGGAUGAUGCGAAAAUCAGCACUCCCGAUUUGAUACCCGCUAUUCCUGAUGACUAUGAUCCGAGAAUUCGUGGAAAUAUUGUACAUGACUUUUCCGCUCCGCGACCGCGUCGCAAUGUAUCAUUCCACUCGGCUAUUCCACCCGAUGGGAGCGGCAGCUUACAUACACAGGAGAGCAGAUGGAAUGAUCAGACCAAAAGACAUAGCGAUCAUUCGCCGGUGUUCAAGGAACAUUUUGAGGACGACCAAAAAGUGCUACAGGUGGAAAACAAGGGCUAUCUGCAGUCAAGCUUGUUGACUAACCCCACUCAACAUGGUUAUGAGAGGUCGAUACCUGUGUUUGCUCGGAAAUUGCCAUCCUACCUAUCUGACGAUACCACCGAGACCGUUGAGGAGAACGUAUCUCCACCGCUAGAGCUACCGACAGAGGUGCCAGUGGAACUGCCAACUAAAGUUUCGUCAAAUCUAUCGCAAGAGAACGCUCCAACUCACCAGCAGGAUCAAGACACGAUUACGCAUGCGCCUCAACCGAGCUCGGGCUUGCCUCGACAUCUCAAAAGUAAUGCCUCUCGAUUCAGCUUUGAUAUGGGUGGCGUGGAAUCAUCCACCCAGGAGAAGCUGCUUGAAGAGAAACACAAGGCGAAGGAAGCGCAGCGCAAGCUGGAAGAUGGCUACUUUGACGACUUUGAUGACGAGUUCGACCAUGAUCUCAUGGAUGACUAUGACGGUCUUGAGGAAAAGAUUCCUGGCGUUAAUGCCGAUGCCGACGAAGACGAUUACCUGGCACCGUCAAUGGGCCAGUCUUGGGCGGUACCCGGACUGUCACCUGUGGUUGCGAGUCCAAUCACCCCUGCUCCGCCUGAGAUCCUAGAGAGUCUAAUGGCUACUGCUCCUGACGCUUUGGAGAAAGAAUUUGAUCCAUCCAACCAAGACGAGAUACUCGACGAGGAAUUGGAGUCCAUUGACGAGCCGCAAGAGGUGCAACGACCUCUUCCACUGAGCGUUCAUAACCCAGCGGCCAAUUCUCAUACAAUACCGACCAUGCACAUAAGCCCUCCAGUACUAGAUGAUGACGAUGAUGAUGAUGAUGAUGACGACUUAUACUUUGAUGAUGGAGAAUUCGGGGACCUGACUCUUGCCGAUCAGGAUGCAGGCUUCGACGAGUCUGUCUUUGAUGAUGAGACUAGUCAUCUCUAUGAACGGAAGUCAGUAGCCCCACCACCGGCACGACAAGCUUCUCAGAGCACAGUCCGCAGCGGGGAUGCUCUAGAAAGAGAAUUUCUCCUGGACGAGGCCGCCAGCCAGGGGCUCAAGCAUAUGCCCAGCGUUGCUAGUGAAUUCGGAAUUGGCCCCGUCAAGCGUGGCCCACUUGGUGAGCCAAUACCCAACAUGGGUCCUGCUCGCGCUCAUGGAGCGGUACUUACUGAGCGAAACUUGGAGGUGCUGCAUAAUGCACUAGCAUUUGCCGCCAACGAAGCCGCUACUCAAGGCCGGUUCGAACGUACUUUUAGUACGAGCGACCGAUCAGUCGAACAGGAGAGUAUUUCUCAGGCGGCACACACGGCUGAGUCCCAGCCCGGACUCAUGUCGGAUGACAGUCGCCUCAACCAAGGGGCAGAUAUGGUCGGCUUUGAUGAGUCCCUCGACGAUCAAAUCUACGACGACGAUGCGUAUUACGACGAUCCCAUCAUUGCUGCGGCCAAUGCCGAAGCUCUUGAGAAUGACGACGAGGGCUUCUACGGGCAAGAGUUUGGCUUCUAUGCUCAAGCACAUGGCACUUGUAGCGGCGAGAUGACCAAUGGUGGAUACUUUGGCCCCCGCGGCGUCGAAGGCAUUACUCGCCAUCACAGCAGUCGCGGUAAGUUCCAGGAACCCAGCCUGACUCCGAUCACCGAGCGUAGUGAGUGGAGCACUCGCAACUCUGUAAUCUCCUUGAAAGCGCAUGGUGGCACCCAUUCGAAUCCCUCCUUGGCCAGUCCCGGCUUGGCGCAGCUCGUCGAUCUGGGCAACUUAGACGACGAAAUGUCAUUGAGUGCCCUGCUAAAGCUGCGCCGUGGUGCCUGGGGUGGCAGCAAUGGUAGCUUGCGCAGCAGUGCAGGUAGCCCGCCACCCCAUGCACUCUCGUCCUCCAACCGUGGCAGCUUCAUUGCUGCCUCGGAGGCGAGCCCGCCCGAGGCACGACCCUCUGCGGACGAGAGUUUGGCAAAUAUUGGCUAUCACCAUGACGAUGGGCAUGUUUAUCCUACCUCACCGCCUCGAGACAGCCGCCGCGGAUUUCCUGGCGACCUUCCGCUUGGCGGAACGGACGGUCCGAUCAGCAGCACCGACCACCACCACGAAGAGCCGAGUAUCGGCGCGCCGCAAAACCAUUCACAACCGCCACACCUUCAACAUGCCAACGUUUUGUAAAUAAACCAUGUGCCCUUUUGGGGGGUUUUCUUUUUCGACAUUCUCUUUACUGGGUAUAAUCAUUCUGGUUCUGGGCCAUUUUCGUCUUUUGAAUAUGGUUGUUGACAGGGACAUUUAUAUUACGAUUUAAUGAAUCUCCGAGCGUGUGAUUUGACGUGUUAGUAUGGGGUGUCCUGGUCGGAUAUCUGUGUUCAACUUGCUGCUGCUGCUGUUUUUAUUCUAUUUCUAUUCGGUCAUCAUUCCCGCGCUUUGACAGUCUGGGGAAAAUUGAGCUCAUGACCUGCUGCAUGAAUGAUCUGUCAUCGGGCAUACUAUGGGCUAGGAUGGGCGAGGAUGGGAUGUAUAUAGACCGUGUAAGAGCAAUCGAUGGGCGGUCCAAUUGGGCCGAAAUCACCCGCAAAACACCG